Tyto alba (common barn owl) is the source of this 504-nucleotide messenger RNA. Its product is annotated as histone H4. Lineage: Eukaryota; Metazoa; Chordata; Aves; Strigiformes; Tytonidae. The coding region runs from base 130 to 441 and encodes 103 amino acids. Gene Ontology annotation, molecular function: DNA binding; protein heterodimerization activity; structural constituent of chromatin. Gene Ontology annotation, biological process: nucleosome assembly. The record is from RefSeq and is a predicted model, not a curated record. The transcript has a single exon. Gene Ontology annotation, cellular component: nucleosome.
GCGCGGAGAAGAGCCCGCCCCCGCCCUGCCCCGCCGCAGUCCUCAACCAGGUCGGGCCGCCGGCAAUAAAGGGAGGCGCGGGCGGCCGUUCCCGCCAGACGCGGCUUUGGGUCAGUGGAAGAGGAGAACAUGUCCGGGCGCGGCAAAGGCGGGAAGGGGCUCGGCAAGGGGGGCGCCAAGCGGCACCGCAAGGUGCUGCGCGACAACAUCCAGGGCAUCACCAAGCCGGCCAUCCGGCGCCUGGCUCGGCGCGGCGGCGUGAAGCGCAUCUCGGGGCUGAUCUACGAGGAGACGCGCGGCGUGCUGAAGGUGUUCCUGGAGAACGUGAUCCGCGACGCCGUGACCUACACGGAGCACGCCAAGAGGAAGACGGUGACGGCCAUGGACGUGGUGUACGCGCUCAAGCGCCAGGGACGCACCCUCUACGGCUUCGGCGGCUAAACUCGGUUCCUGCAAUAGGUUACGCUCCUACAAAAAACAAAGGCUCUUUUCAGAGCCGCCCAA